CGCUGUAGCACGUGUAGUGAGCUCGGCUGAGGCCCCCGGAUUGAGCAUCUCCAACAGCUGUUUUAUAGCCCCAAAUUGUGUUGACGCGAGGGCUUAUCAGCCAUCGUUUUCUUUACCCCUCAUCCAGCCGUCCGUUCACAUGGGUUGUUGGCUGAACAAGAAACAGAGUGAACUUGAGGGAUAUAUAUGACUAGCUAAGUCCUGCUCCUUCGCUUGCGGUUGUCUGCACCAUGGCUUUAUUCUUCCGAUGAAAGCUCUCAUCGGUAUACAAACAGUAGUACUACCUAGGUAUGUAGUACGUAUGCAGCAAUGGCAACAUGUGAACCAAGAGACUCCGGCGUUUCACUCACGCCAUUUUUCGACCGCUGCAAGCUCCCGCCAAUUGUCCAAAAUGAUUGCGAUGCAUACGUCAAGUUAAAGUACUCCGAGCCAACACGAACCGCCUCGUUCCAGGGUUAUUGCUCAUACACAGUCUUUGUUGGCGAGCAAACGGUUGUCCAAUUCAGGCCGCUGGCUCAUAAGCUCGAUGUGGAAAUCUCUAACACCGCCUGCGAGAUCUUUGGGUCGUUAGCUCCCGAAACCGAGUGCCUCGGGGAGUUGGAAGGCACUGGUCUUUACAUUUAUUCUAUGAGAAGGAUACCGGGCGUGUCACUGGCAGACUUUCGUGCAAAAGUCGACUUUCUGCAAGUGAGAUCCCAGCGGGAGCUAAUAGUCCGAGAUUUUGCGCAUCUGCAAGCCACUGCUUGGGACCAUGCGAUAAGUCAUGAAAAUAUCUCGAGGAGAAGAACGGUGGGCUCCUCGAUUCGUUGGCGGUUAGAGCUUAUGGCCAAUAACCUACCCCUUCGCUUUCGCCGCAUCGCAAAAUCUAUCCUUCUCGAUCUUCCAGAGAUAGAAGCCUUGCCCUGGACAUUAAGCCAUGGCGAUUUUCUUCCUUCGAAUAUCAUUGUAAACCCAACGUCUGGAAAGCUUUCGGGACUGAUCGACUGGACGGAGGGAGAGUUCCUACCCUUUGGAAUUGGCAUGUAUGGGCUGCAAGAGCUCCUGGGAGAGGACAGGGGCGGCCACUUCGUCUUCUACCCCGACGCAAGACAGCUUCGUAGAUUAUUCUGGAGCGAGCUUCUUGCAAGCCUUCCGGACCUGGCUCGAAAGCCUAAAACUGUUGCGCUUGUAAAGAAGGCACAAAUCUUAGGUAUAUUGCUGUGGCAUGGCAUCGCCUUCGACAACGGCAAACUGGACCGUGCUGUUGAAGAGGGGAAGGAUGACGGAGAGAUCGAGAGACUAGAUGCCUUCCUAUUAUCCCCUCUGAUGACAGGAACUCGCAAAUUAAGGGCUGUUCGUCCACGUAUAGAAGCACCUUUUUCGUUUCUACGUGGGCUUGUAUUUGGUAAAGCCUGACAGUGUAUAACAGCGUACGCUUAUCAGGGCUUGUAUCUGUAAAUUGGCAUCCACGGAUAUUUUAAUCACUAGUACUCUAAUUCAGGGCAAAGACGAAUGUAGGAUAUGAUCUUUGGGGGGUUCACGAG
Hypoxylon fragiforme is the source of this 1523-nucleotide messenger RNA. RefSeq lists its product as uncharacterized. The transcript has a single exon. NCBI's taxonomy places the organism in Eukaryota, Fungi, Ascomycota, Sordariomycetes, Xylariales, Hypoxylaceae. Bases 310 to 1395 code for a protein of 361 amino acids. The record is from RefSeq and is a predicted model, not a curated record.